This is a messenger RNA of Prunus armeniaca (apricot), 462 nucleotides long. Lineage: Eukaryota; Viridiplantae; Streptophyta; Magnoliopsida; Rosales; Rosaceae. The record is from the annotation of a GenBank genome assembly.
AUGUUGCCACUGUUCAAGGCCAAGUGGAUGCAAAAUGGGAUUUAUCAUGCCAUCUUGCUGUCUAAAAAUUGGAUUGACCUAAAUAACUCGUUGCUGGGAGCUGCCUUUUGUUUUUGGGAUAGCACUUCCAAUACUUUUUCAUUUGGUCCUGGCCCCAUGGCCCUUGCUCUUUUAGAUAUGGUGGCCUUUUUUGGUUUUAGGCCCUGGGGUAUGAACAUCGAUGUUUUGGGGGACUAUGAGAUGAGGAAUUGCAAAGUUUGGACCCCAAUAAAGGCUAGUAAGAUCGAAAUUGUGCGUCUGAGGACCUAUUCUGUGUUUAUGAUGACGUAUCAGGGGAUGGCUGAUCGUGAUCAAGAGCACAUGAUGUUCUUGCUUUUUUGGUUGAACAAAUUCAUUUUUCCUCAUACUGAUGGAGGUGUGAAGUCAGAGUACAUGCGUCUGGCAGAGGCUUUCCACAAUUAG